This is a messenger RNA of Alligator mississippiensis (American alligator), 4202 nucleotides long. RefSeq names its product patatin-like phospholipase domain-containing protein 2. Lineage: Eukaryota; Metazoa; Chordata; Crocodylia; Alligatoridae. Bases 424 to 1674 code for a protein of 416 amino acids. Gene Ontology annotation, biological process: lipid homeostasis; positive regulation of triglyceride catabolic process; triglyceride catabolic process. Gene Ontology annotation, molecular function: triacylglycerol lipase activity. The record is from RefSeq and is a predicted model, not a curated record. Gene Ontology annotation, cellular component: cytoplasm; lipid droplet; membrane. The transcript has 9 exons.
UCCCCUGGUGCCGCCCCUCCAGGACCUCGCGCCGGGCUGGGGGCUCCCGUGCGGGGGACCUGGUUGUUCGCCGACCCCACCCGAGUCCCCAAGGGCUGUCGGGGGCCCUGCAGACGCUUUCCUUGAAACCUUGCCUGCGCCUAUGUGUUCAGAGCUGGGAAAAGCCUUAAGUUGGCUUUCAUGGGUUCUUCUGCACUAGCCUCUGAGCCCGGUGGCUCAGGGCUUCCUGGAGGAGAAGCCAGGGUUGGAUGUAAAUGGCCCUGUUUACAGUUUUUUCCUUGCUGCUAGUCCUGUCCCCUGCUGCCAUGGAGAAACGUGGCCUCCGUCCUCUUUGGAACAGCUGAAUCUUGUGCAGAUGUUUUGGCAUUAGCCAAGGAAGCCAGAAAACGAAAUCUUGGUCCUCUUCAUCCUUCAUUUAAUAUAAUGAAGAUUAUAAGAGAUGGGCUCAUAAAAAACCUUCCAGAAAACACUCAUCAGUUGGUGUCAGGCAAACUGUAUAUUUCCCUAACCAGAGUGUCAGAUGGUAGCAAUGUGCUGGUGUCUGAUUUUAAUUCUAAGGAAGAAAUAAUUCAGGCUUUAGUUUGUAGUGCAUUUGUCCCUAUUUAUUGUGGCCUAAUUCCACCGUCAUUUAGAGGUGUGCGAUAUGUGGAUGGAGGAAUCAGUGAUAACCUACCUCACCAUGCAUCUAAGAAUACCAUCACAGUCUCUCCUUUCUCUGGGGAGUGUGAUAUCUGCCCAAAGAGUAACUCUGCAAAUUUUCAUGAAGUGAAUCUUACUAACACAAGCAUUCAGUUCAGCUUAGGGAACCUAUAUCGUUUAACACAAGCACUUUUUCCACCAGAACCCAAGGUUUUAGGAGAGCUCUGUGAACAAGGAUAUUCAGAUGCUCUUCGAUUCUUGAAAGAAAAUGGUAUUCUAAAUGAGUCAAUUUAUGUUGACUUACCAUUAUUAGCAAAGAGAAACCCUCAGGAUCUUAUAAAGUACCCUAAAUGCACAAAGAAGAAAAAUAUGCCAGGUAAUAAUACUGAAGAGAAGAUGGCAAACAUGGAAACAUUUAAUGACCAGCUGAAGCAAAACAUAUGGCCACUGGAUGAAAGAAUUGUUGAGACCCUACCCCCUAAACUUCGCAAAGCAUUACAGGAAGCUUGUAAAGAGAAGUGUGGGUUCUAUGCUCAGCUCUCUAAACUCUUACCAAUGCGAGUGAUGUCUUACCUGAUGCUGCCGUAUACAUUGCCAGUGGAGUCUGCCUAUUCUGUUGCUGUGAGAGUAGUAGACUGGUUUCCUGAUAUUCCCCAUGAUGUUCGAUGGAUGCGGGGACAGGUAUAUCGGAUUGUUGGUACAGUUUGUUCUCAAGCAAGAAAUAAGCUGCUCCAUGCAUGCAGCAAAGAGGGCUUUGGUUCACUAAGAAAAUGUUACGCUGUCCUACCUAUUGCAGAGUUGCAUUCCACUUGCUGCUAUCCUAAAAUCCCACACUCUUCUGCAGACCUAGAAAGUUGGCUUUGGGAUUUUCCAUUUUGCACAGACUUAACUGGGAAGCAAGUUUCUGGCAGCAAAGAGAAGCUUUCAGAGUCAGAUUCCCAUCUUAAUUGUUUCACAAAUUCUGAAGAAUCUGGACUGGAAAUGGAUUUUGACUCUUCCUCAGAAAACAGUUUCCAGACUGCCUCAGAAGACUAAUUCUGAAGAUGAAAAUCUUGAAUGUUCUGGAUUCUCUGUCAAAGAAACUUGAAACCUGAGGAAUUAAUUUUCCUCACCUCCUGCCAACAAAUAUAGAAAGAUUUUUAUUUUGUUUACAUCAGAAUGACAGAUUUGCCUUUGCGGACUAUACAGUGUUAAGGAUUAAAAAAAAAAAGUUACUGUACAAAGUAACUAUCCAGAUCCUGGUUAAUGAGUUAAAUCACCAGUUUAAUGCACUGUGGUUAAGAUAUAGCUAAAAAGAGAUUUAACUUCAAUCUACUUGUACAUACCAAUUUAAAAUAAAAUGAACACCAAUAAAUGGCUUGUAUGCUAUUGAAACAAGCCUUUAAAGCAAACAUGGCGUUUAAAAACCCAGUCUUUUUAUAAAUAGUUCUUACAUUUUUAGCACUUGGGUGGAAUCAAGCAGCUUGUACUUUGUAAGGGGAAAAUGUUAUGUAGGACUUUUUUAAGGACCUCCAAUGUCUGUGUGUUUGCUUUAUGUUUAAAUGUAUUACUGAAAUUGUGGGGAAAUGUUACCAAUAGGGGUGUGUGAAACAGGCCAUAUUCGAUUUGGAUUCGGCCCAAAUCAGGGACCGUGAUUAGAUUUAUUGAUUCAGAUUACUGCCCCAAUUUUGGAUUUGGCUGAAUCCGAAUCUGAAGACUCGGUGCUGAUUCAGAGAAUCAGUGAUUGGGCCAUAGACACAGCUUUAAAUGGUUUUUUUUCUACAUACCUCAAGGAACCAGGCACAGCUUGUACCAACAGUACUUCCGGGUGCACCACCGAGCACAUGGCCGCCCCCCCCCCCCCCCCCCCAACGCUCCUGUGGGAUGCUCCAUCCACCCCACCAUCUCGGCAUUUAUGACCCACCUUGAGGCAUGUAGAAAAAACAUUUAAAGCUGUGUCUAUGUCCAAAUCGUCGAAUCUUUCUGAAUCUCUCCAAAUCAAUUUGGAGGGUUCUGAUUUGAUUCGGAGAGAUUAAAGGGUCUCCUGAUUUUGAUUCAGAGAUUUGGCCACCGAAUUGGACUGAAUCUCCGCCAAAUCGAAUUAGUGACCAAAGCUUUGCAUAGCCCUAGUUGCCAGCUUGGAUUACAGUACAUACUAUAACAGAGUUUAUACUAUAAUCGGGUUCUACAUUAUCCCUGAUGAUUAUCUAGAGAUGAUUCAUUGUGAAGGUGCAUCUUUUUCCUUAAUUAUCAAGAAGAAAAUUGGAUAACUGGGCAAAAUUUACCCAAAAUGUAAACAGGCAUAACUUUAUUGACUUUGAUGGAGCAAGGCACAUUUUGCAAGGGUUUGAUUCAGGCCCUUCAUCUUUAAACAGAUUAUUUAAAAAUGACUAAUAGUUGCAGAAGUUGUUUUGAAGAGUUGCACUGAAUGGUGCUAAAGAGAGCAACUUAAUAUCAUCUCAGAACUUUGUGCUGUGUUAAUAUGCCAUAAAAUAGAACAGUGUUGUGUCUUUGCACUGUGAUUUGUUACUCAGUGACUCUUGCUUACUGUAUCUUCUGUAUAAUGAAAGGGAAGCAUGUUUUGUUUUUUGUUUUUUGUUUUUUUUUUUCUUCCUUGUUGUGUAAGGGACCAUUGGGGUGGGAUAAUUUCUUCAGACAUGCUUUUUUCCAGGUCAGAAAGAACAAAGCAGAGCUCUAGACAAAUGCAUCUUGGACACUAACCUGUCUCUCUCUUUUUUUGUGCUAAAGAGCUGCAUGCGUGUCUAACUGCGUUGUAUUUAAAGAUAUGGGGAUGGAGAGUAAGUCCUCUCUACUUUGACAUUCUGUAACUGUUCUCCAUAAGGGUGUCAGUGCGGUUUCAAAUCUUAGAUAGACAGCUUAUGAGCACAUCUGAUAAAACUGAUAAGAUAAUAAAGCCAUGUAUUAUGGCACAAAUCCUUACUUUAGCAAUAUACUUUGGACAAGUAAAAAAUCAGCAAUCAGAUGGAUGUAACCUCUUGAGACUUUUGAGAGACAAAGUUUGUUUGGGAAAGAUUUGGCAGCAAAGAGGCACUGUAGUAGUGUUUGAAUUUGGGGUAGCUCGGCUGAACAUCCAGGAGAUUGUAACCCUAGAACUCUGAAAAAUGUUUGCUGGGAGAAAAUUAAUAGUGUAGGUCAAAGAUUGACUGAAAAUGUUUUCGAGAUGGAAAAGAAGAAAGGUUCUACAGAUUGGUAAAAGUAUAGUGUAAACUUUAAAUGUGUGUAGGUCUUUUGAGAAGGCAAAACCUUCACUUGCCUGAUUUGGAUUAAAUGUUAAGCUGUUCCCCUUCCCCCCUCCCCUGAAAAUCUAAACAUGUGCUAUAUUUUUAUUCUUCAAAUUAAUUUAAGAUGCUUUAAAAACAUUAUUUAAAAUGAAAAAAUUAUAAUUCACUAGGAUAUUGAAGGACUUUUAUAUUGUAAUUACUCUUUGGUGCUAUUUCACUUCAAAUGGUACUUAACUUUUUUAUUGGGGUCUUUACAUGUAUGCCUUUCGAUUCUGCAGAAUAAACAGGUAAAAGAAAAAUACUGAGAACUACUAAUUUUUAAAUAAAAGGUACAAAAUAUGA